Messenger RNA from Mercenaria mercenaria, 5530 nucleotides. Its product is annotated as organic cation transporter protein-like. The coding region runs from base 194 to 1222 and encodes 342 amino acids. The record is from RefSeq and is a predicted model, not a curated record. The transcript has 6 exons. Gene Ontology annotation, molecular function: transmembrane transporter activity. Gene Ontology annotation, biological process: transmembrane transport. NCBI's taxonomy places the organism in Eukaryota, Metazoa, Mollusca, Bivalvia, Venerida, Veneridae. Gene Ontology annotation, cellular component: membrane.
AUUUCACCUUUAUGUCAUAUUCACUCAAAGUUAAUUAAUGGCAAAUAUAUUUUCUUUAGAAAAUAAUACGUUUCAUAUUUAUUAAAACAAGACUUUAAAGUAUCCAUUGUGUUUAAUGCAGUCCAAUUAACGUGUUCAUAGGUAUAACUUCUUAUCAUUGAAGGGACUUCAAACCUCCUUCUAUACAUUAGCAAUGGAAAUUUUACCGAACCACAGAAGUUACGCUGGAGCGAUCUUGGAAUGUUUUUGGGGAACCGGCGUGAUGCUCAUACCUCUGUUAGCCUAUCUCAUUCGAGACUGGCGUUACCUUCAGUUAGCAAUUUCUCUACCUAGUGUACUUUCAGUAUGGUACAUCUGUUUCAUGCCGGAAUCGUUAAGAUGGCUUCUAAUAAAGAAUAAAACUGAAGAGGCUGAAAACCUUAUAAAUAGAAUUUGUUCCUGGAACAAAUGUACGUUUCCAAAAGAGGACUUUGACGAAAUUAAACAACAACUUACUAAGACAGAGAAUGAUGUUCAGAAGUAUUCUGUCCUUGACCUGAUGAGAAGCAGGACACUUCGAAAAAGAAGUAUUAUAUUAUACUACAUAUGGUUUGCAAUAUCGGUCGGAUAUUAUGGCCUUACCUGGCAACUCACCAGUUUACCUGGCAACAAAUACCUCAACUUCUUCAUUGCCGGAUCCGUUGAAUUCUUGGCUUACGUAUCGGUCAUCUACAUUACAAAAAGAUUUGGACGAAAGAGACCACUGCUUACGUAUUUUACAUUAGCUUCUAUCCUGAUGAUUACUGCUGGUGUUAUACCCCUGGCUGUGUCAAGCACUGACGCCUCAUACAUUGCCAGCGGAUUUGCCAUAGCAGGAAAGUUUGCCAUGGGUGGACUAUUUGCAACUAUUUUUAUCUACACGGCUGAGCUUUACCCCACAGCAGUCAGAAAUAUUGGAAUGGGCAGUUGUGCAUUUUGGACUAGGGUUGGCGGAGUAGUCGCCCCUCAAACGAUUUCUCUGGACCUGAAAGGAAACAAGACUUAUCCAUUGCUACUGUAUGGAGGUAUUACACUAAUUGGAGGGCUACUUACUCUUCUGCUUCCGGAAACACUGAAAAUUAAGCUUCCCGAUACUCUUGAUGAAGUAAAUAAGACACAGAAGACAUCGGAGGGAACGUCUUUAGAAAAAAUAAACGAAGCUGCCGAAAAGUCAGAAGUGGAUGUAUGGGACUACAAGUUUUAAAGUCAGUUGUCCUACAAACACCUUCAUUGUUGCACAAUAUGGUAAAUUAAACACCGAAAACAUCAGAGAGAACGUCUUUAGUAGAAAUAGACGAAGCUACCAAACAGCCAGAAGUGGAUAUGUGGGACUACAGGUUGUAAAGUCAGUUGUCCUACAAACACCUUCGUUGUUGCACAGUAUGGUAAAUUAAACACAGAAAACAUCAGAGAGAACUUCUUUUAAUAAAUUAGGAGAAAUAAGAGAAGCUACCGAAAAGUCAGAAGUGGAAGUGUGGGACCACAGAUUGUAAAGUCAGUUGGCCUACAAACGCUUUAAUUGUUGCACAAUAUCAGUUUAUGUCUUGUACCACUUCAGUAUAUUUCUUGCACCAUAUCAGUAUAGGCACUAUAUAAAUUAAAUAUUUGUCUUGUGUAAUGUAUUAAUACUGUAAAAACAUUGAAAUUUCAUGGUUUCUGUAAAUAUGAAAUACUUGUGGGCAUUUUACUUGUUAGGUGGAAUUAAGAUUCUGGAUUGACCAGACAACGAAACCCAUGAAACUUAUUCCCCAAUAAGUAUUAAUUUGACAUAUAUGAUUUGUAUAUGAUAUGUCUCCUAAAAUAAAAGGUUAUUUCUUGUACAAUAUUAUUAUACAGAAUGUAUUGGGCAGUAUCAGCAUAUUUCUUUUACACACCAGUGUAUGUCUUGUACCAUUUAAGUGUAUUUCUUGUACAAUAUCAGUAUAUUAUUUGUAUUUCUUGUACAUUACAAUAUAUGUUACGUGAUCACAUUUUAGGACAUGCCAGAAGUAUUUGUCUAUUUGAAGAGUUUGCUGUUGUUAUUCUUAAAUAUGUUUUGUUGCAGUCAGGAGCAAAAUUCAUUAUGCCUGGUAUAGCCCAAAGUCUAAAAUGCAAUUCAUCUUAAGCUAAGAUAUGUUAAUGUUAAACAAUUAAAUCAAAUCAAAUUUAGCCUUUCAUAUAUAUAUGUGUGAAAAUCGCCAAUUUAAAGACUGGUCAUUUCUUUAGAAAUCCUCGCUCGACAGAUCCGAGAUGAAACUGUAUGCAUUAUAUAAGGAAUUUGCCGUGACAGUAUAUUGAAUUCGAACGAGUGUAAAUGGGCUGUAUCUGGCUUUGCUUUGCAAAACAGAAGAAAUCCAUCUUGUCUUGGUUUAUUUAUAAAACUUUUCCAAAUAUCUAUUUUUAAAAUGCUCUUUUCGCAGUCGCAUCUCUCUCUAUAUUAUUGCCAAUAUCUUCCGUUUAAUAUGAACUGUGCUAGCUUUAACACAAUAAUUCUUUUAAAAAAAGCGGCACUUUCCUUAUGAGAUUUUAAGGAUUAAACACAUCCAGUAAACUCAACGAGUGAAUCAGCAAUACGAUGUCUAUGUAGUGAUUGUAGAAUGAAAGGAAUGGAAAUGAUAGUGCAGAUUCCAGGAAGUCACCUAGCUCUGAGUCAUUACAUAAUUGUAUAAAUCAGCUGAGGUAAGAUUUAAGUGCUAUUAUAUAAGUAUCAAAUGGCAGCGUGUGUGACAUUGAUAUUGUCAACCCGAGGGCAGAAUGUCUCCCGAGGCGAAAGCCAAUUAGUGACAUUUUGUUUCGAGGGUUGGCAAUAUCAAUGUCACACACGCUGCCAUAUAAUACUUUAUUAUAACGAACAAAAUUAAGUACAUAAAAAAGUUAAAAAAUGUUUUAAUUCAUCUAAUUCAACUUUUGUUUUAAAUUCCGUCUGAAAUGUUGUAUGCACAUUGAAAAGUGACGUCGCUACUGUAUGUAUACAAGGGAGGCAAUCAUUUCAUGAUUUGGCUAAAAAAUUGAAGUCGUUACUUGCCCUGAUAACACAUUUAAAAUAUCAGCCCGAUCACAUGAUCUGACAGUCACUUUCGUUUGGUCACGUGUCAAAAAGGUUGAAAAUGUUUUAAUAGUCAAAAUAUCUCUUUCUCGGAUAAUGGAAUUUUAUCAUUGUAAACAAAAGUGAGGUAAUAUUAUAAAUUUUGUUAUCUAAUGUAAAUACCAUUUGUCCACUUUCAACAUUUUCUUGACGGCAUUUGUCUAGUAUAUUAUCUAAAACUGAUACCAUACCAUAGUUUAUUGUAAAUAAAAACUGGCAUAAGAAAGCAACCAAGAAUAAAUAAUAGCAGAUCUGGUUUUGACAGAAUCUGUUCAUGAGAGCUAUUGCAAUGUGCAAUACCCUAAUGCCAGUACCGGCUUAAGCUAAACUCUGCUAUUCAUAAAUAUUGGAGGGACCCCAUGAUCCCAUAAGUGUCAGAAAAUAUAACAAUGAGUCCAUUUAUUGGGAGACUUUUUACAGCCACCACAGAACACUGAAACUGCUUUUGUGAACGUAAAUUAAAUUUGAACUAAGAUUCUUUGAAAGCAUUGAACGCUAACAAGCAAAUAUCAAAAGUUGUGUUACUGCAACAAUUUUCUUGGCAAAUAUAAACUUCUAUAUGGAUAUCAUGUACUACGUUAUAAUUGAAACUACAGUUAAGGUUUUGUGACUGAUAGUUCAACAAAAAUCUAGAUACUGUGUGCAUGCCUUAACUAAUGAGAUACUAAGCACGAAAUCAUAUAUUGUAUGUAAUAAUUUUGACAAUGGGAUCCAUUUGUCAGCUGUAAAGCUAUAUACGCAAUUGGCAAAGAGCCUGUUGAAUGAGAUUUGUAAUGCAUAUCAGUUUCAUAUAACGUGCAUAAGCUGCAUCAGCACAGAUAAGGGUACAAUAUGCACUGCAACUAGGUUGAAUAUUAUUAAUAUCUAACAAUUCACGUUGUAUUUAAUACGACACAGUAUGAAGAAUCUCGUUAAAUCCUGAAGAUAUUUAAUUUACGUAAAUCAAGGCAUGCUUUAUAUGCAGAUGAAUUAAUAAUAAUGACCUAAAUAGUGAUUAUGCCUAGCUGGAUGGGUUUAAUGGAUGUGAUCGUUUAGCAGCCAUUGAUAGAAAAAGAACACUAUUACAAUACCUUGAUAUAACUGGACCUAUAUAAACCAAGUUUUAUCAUUUUGUGAUCAUCAUACGAAUUGAAAAGACCGCUUUUGAAUCGUAGUUUGAUAAUAUUUUAAUUGGACAAUUAAUUUAUUUGAUCAAAAAAAAACAUAUUGUCAUUACACUUCCUGUCAGUAAUGACUUUAAAAUGAAACAGGAUAGCAAAUGAAACAAAGUUUGCACUUAAAAUUUCAGUUUUGGCAUUACAAAUAACGGAAUGUCAUAGACUGUUUCUUUGACAGGACUUGGCUUUUGUGUACACAGAGUACUCUUUAUACAUUAAUGACACAGUUACUGAUAUACGGGCGAAAAUCCGUUUAUUUGCAGACGACACCAGUCUUUAUAGUGUUGUUGAUGACCCACAUUCCGCUGCUCAAAUACUAAAUACUGUUAGGCACCUGCCUUGUCAGAACUUGAUGUUAUUUUCCAUUUACUUUUGUGUCCAAGAUUUUAGAUUUUCACCGGGAGGCCAGUGCCAGCCGCCCCUCUUCGUUUUCCCAGCUUAUCCAUGGUUGUCGGUGGUAUACCCUAUCUGUUUCAAUUGGUUAUCAACUUCCUUACCCAACUAGCCCGGGUAUUCGUUACAACUUGGCCCCUAGACCCUUAUUUGUCCUUUAAAUCAUAUUCAUCUCUACAUUGCUCUACCUAGGUCAGACGCCAUCUUGGUUGUUUACUUCGGUUGUUUCCGGUUGUGCUCGAUUCUUUACGAAACCAAAUAAAUCGAGUUCGAUGUCCACGGAAACACCCGAAAGGCGUUAUCGGAGCUCUUCUGCGUCGUCAUGUUGAUGACGUAGGUGGAACAUUUAUGAAGGGUAUAAAUACCCUGGUUUCCGUCUCUACUUUGCCAAUCAAAUCUCCUCUUAAAGUUAAGGUGACCCUUACUAGAGGUCAAAGAAAUAGCUCUACAUCAAUGUUGUUUACCUUCUAUAUUUAGAAGAGCUUAGUAGCGUAAACAUACUUAUGCCUAGACCGAAGAGCGAGGUUUGUUUCUACAUUUCUAAAACAAUAAAGCCCUAUAAUGAGUAGCCCCAGUUUAUGCUAACUGGUACUUGUGGUCUCCCCCGAAAUUACCCCACCCAGAGAACUCCUAUGGAUAAACUCUAUAGAAUUUACACUAUAUAUCUACCAAGAUCUACACGACUUAGAAGACUAUAUUGUGCAAGAACACUAUGAACGUAUACAUAUAUAUUCUUAUUAAUAGAUAUACUCUUGUUGACUACGGUUAUUGAAUCCUUUCUCUACUGUACAUCAUGUAGAGCUACUACGAAGAGCUUAUUAUCUAUACACCAUACGUUGAGCUUAGUACUAUAUCUAUGAAGAGAUACUUAUUACUUCAUUAAAACUAGUAACCUUGA